AACUGAUUGAGUUAGCAGACAGCAGCAGUGUGUGCUGGAGCAUGGUAACUGGGGUUAAGAUGUGCUCUCCAAUCAGGACUGAAUUGCUGCUUUGCUUGUUCCUACUCUCCCUGGAUUCAUUGGACUGUAAAUACACCCCAAGAGUGAUUCUCCCUGCAACAGGUGAAGGUUAUGUUCGCUACGAGUUCCCUAGACCACAGGAACACAUUGUGUUUCUCCAUGGGCAAGAGGAUGGAACUCUUUAUGUUGGCGGCCAAAACAAGCUUUUCAACAUUAACUUCAAGUCGCUGAAUCAAUCCACAGUGAUUCCUUUCCCAUUGGAAGUCGCUACAGGCUAUGAGGGGAGGUGUGACGUUACAGUCCUGCACAGAUAUGAUGACUCUCAUCUGUUUGUCUGUGGAUCGGACGGUGAGAGCCCUCAGUGCUACAUGAUAACAGACACAUGGAAUUCAUCUGAAAAGGUUAACCCAGCUGGAAUUUCGCCAUUUUCUACAAAUGAAAAAGCACCUUCCCUGUUUGUAGAGGGAGAACUUUACACCACCAGUAGGCUUUACAAAGAAGGAAAUGGCAAAGAUCUACGCAGAAGUUGGGGGGUAAAGAAAAAGGUUUGGAUGCAUGACAAAUCAAAGAAAGAUCCAAAAUAUAUUGGCAUAACAUCAGUGAGAAGGAAGGAGGAUCCGUUGAACGAUAAAAUCUACACCUUCUUCCAGGAGAAGAAUCCAAAUAUCAGUGCUGAUGCUGAUCCAUGGAUCUCCCGGGUCGCUCAAGUCUGCAAGGUGGAUCAGGGGGGCAGCAGGAGUAUACUGCAUAGCAUGUGGACGUCGUUCCUGAAAGCACGGCUGGCAUGCGGGGUUCCCUCUGAGAACAUGUUCUAUAAUCGGCUCGAGGAGGUGUAUGUGCUGCAUGCGGAGAACUGGACGGACAGCAGGGUCUAUGGGGUCUUCUCAAGUGCCUGGAACAUGACAGCCAUCUGUAUCUACUCUAUGGAGGAGAUUGACAGUGUGUUCACCCACUCCAAGUUUCAAGGUUAUUCAGGGGUAAUUCCAAACCCCAGGCCAGGAACAUGUGUUGAUAAUAGUCAGGCGUUGAAAGACGAUGUUUUAAAGGUGGCAAAAGACCACCCAGAGAUGUCAGAUUGGAUUCAUCCCAUUGUCAGAGCAGCUCCCUUUAUGAUUAGUGACCGGCACUACAGGAAGAUCCAAGUGGACAGAGUCACAGUCCCCGGUCAGAAACCACACAAUGUUCUACUGCUGGCCACAGAGAGUGGUUUGAUCCACAAGGUGCUGGAGGUGAACCACAGUCCCUUCAUUAUUGCAGAGAUUCAUCCCUUCAAGAGCAAAUCUCACAUCCAGUCGAUGAUUCUGGACUCCACAACGAAAAAGCUGUAUGUGGGUUCUCACUACGAGGUGGUUGCGAUUGACCUGCAGAAUUGUGAGCAGUACGGCGAUGGAUGCGAGCAGUGCAUUUUAUCUAGAGACCCCUACUGCGGCUGGAGGAACAAAAAUUGCGCUAAAGCAGAACGUGGCGCUGUUCAGCAUGUGGAGGAUGGUGAUCAUAGCCAGUGUACUCAGAUUCCCAAAUUUGAACAUUAUCGAUCCCAGAGGGGAAACCCUGAAGACCAGGAGCUGAAAAGCAUUGCACCCCUGUCUGCCCCCUACUUCCUAACCUGCCCCAUAACCUCCCAUCAUGCCUCACACUUCUGGCACCAUAACAACAGGACCAUUGACUGCCAGUUCAGCAAAUCGGACUGCCUCCACCUGAUUGAGGGAAUGAAACCAGACCUCUAUGGAAAGUAUCAGUGCUUUGCUGAAGAAAAGGGAUACCAGCGGCUGGUGACAGAAUACACACUGGUGCCCAGUUCAGGAACCACAGCACUCAGCUCCAAGGUGCAAGCCCUGGGGAGUAUCAUCCUGCUGGUGGGGCUCAUUCUCUGAGCUCAGUUCAAGUUUACUGUGGUGUAGUCGAACAGCCAUGUGCAUUUAACCAUGCUUUUCCCAUGCUUAUAUUUUGCUUGUAUUGUGCUUUUCCAUAGUUACCCAAAAGUCCCCUGGGCUAACAUUGUCUAAACCUUUUAAGAUUUUGAAUGCUUGACUCAGAUCCCCGCGUAGUCUUCUUUGUUCAAGACUGAAUAGAUUCAAUUCUUUUUAGCCUGUCUGCAUACGCCAUGCCUUUUAAACACGGGAUAAUUCUGGUUGCUCUUCUUUGCACUCUUUCUAGAGCACCAAUAUCCUUUUUGUAACGAGGUGACCGGAACUGAACACAAUAUUCUAGGUGAGGUCUUACUAAUGCAUUGUAAAGCUUUAACAUUACUUCCCUUGAUUUAAAUUCAACACUUCUCACAAUAUAUCAGAGCAUCUUGUUGGCCUUUUUUAUGGCUUCCCCACAUUGUCUAGAAGAAGACAUUUCUGAGUCAACAUAAACUCCUAGGUCUUUUUCAUACACUGCAUUGUUCAGGUAUGUUUCAAAAUGUGUUUCAAUAAAGUGAAUACACAUUCAUUGAAUACAUUGUGAGUACAGCAGUGUUAUUGUGUGAUAAGCAUGUAGAGGGAGGGGGAUUGCAGAGCUUUGCAUCUCCACUUAGUGAAAAACUGUGGGGAUAACUGUGGUUGCAAAGGUUUUAAAAUCUAGCACCUGGCUUGUCUGUGAGAAGGCCUCUCUAGGAUAUCUGUAAGACUGCACCGACCGGUGUCAUGGUAAAUAACUACACAUUGCGCCGACUUUUUAUUUUAAAUAUAUGUUUUAAAGUUUUUAAUGUUGAAAUAUUCUUUAUUAAAAAUGACACCUGUUUAGAAAAUGCAGUAACCUAUAGGCCUAGAUACAGUAAUGUAAACAUUACAGUAGGAUUUAUCUGUUGAAUGCAUUGUAAAACACUUUGAUCAAAAUGCUACAUAAAAACUAAUAAGUACACAAAUAAAUUGUGUUGUAAUUUAUAUGCACUUUAAAAUAUAUUUCUAAUAAGACGUGUUCUGUGUGCUGUGAACUGAGUUUAAACAAGUUAUUUUGGGUAGCGAGUUGCUUUUUUUAAAUAUUGUUUGUGCUAUAAAUAUAUUGAUUAUGAAUUGUAUAUGUCUGUGUUGUUAUUUAUAUCAGUUGUAACCUUGCCACUUCAAAUCCAUUCAACUGCAGGACUUCAGUUUCAACCACACAAGUCCUUAUUUAAUUGAGCUUUUAGGACAAGUCUGGUUGAAACACACUCAUGCAAUGUAUAAAAUGCUCUGCAAAAUCAUUACAGUAUUAUUUUUGUACAGCUUUUUGAAUAGUUAUUUCUUCAAAAUAUAUGUUGUUAGAAAUGCGUUAAUUAUUUGAUAUGUAUUAUUAGUUUUUCAUUUCAUAUAUGUUUUUUAAUUAUUCCUGAAUGCUAACAUUUUUCUACUUUCAAUUUACAAAAUCAAUCCUGGCACUUGCAAUCCAUUCCACAGCAGGACUUUGUUUCAACCUGACCUGUCAUUUAAAUAAGGAAUGUUAACUGAAACCUUCUUACCUUUUUUGAAUUAAUUAAUUUGUUCUUUUUUUUUUAACUAAAUAAAAAACCCUAAGGAAAUUCAUUGCAAAAACUGCGUUAAAGUAACCUUAAGGUUAUUCGAUCAAAACCCUAAAAAGUGAGAAAAUUGCGAGUUAAGGUAACUCUGCACCAUUAUGCGUAUUGUGACGGAAAUAUAAUGAGCUCUAGUUGUAAAUCUCCCUCUCGACCUGUGAGGGUAUGAAGUAGCGAAAGGGAAAGGCUUUGGACAGGUUGGUCUGACAGUUCAUUCCCUGGGUUGGGAGGUCAGUCAGCCUGGAAAAAGACGAGACUCCGUUGAAGGAAAGUAUUGACCUGGAAGGUAAACAAGUUAGCAGCUGCAGGCAAUAGAGUCAGCUGUAAUCGUUUACCAAGGGGUCAUGUAUAAACGCAUAAAAGGGGCCGGAGAAUUGUAAAUCUUUUCCUUCGCUUGGGUUUCAGAGUUACGAGGAGACUGGAAGGACCGGGAGAUAUCCUCAAACUGAAACAGAGUUUGUGAGUGUUUUGUUCAUGUUUUCUGUUUAGUAACUGUCUGUUUGUUUCGUUAAAUAGCACUAGACGGCUAAACAAAUCCGGAGCUGUCGCCAGGGGCCAGCACAAAGCCGGAUCACCACAGCACUUGUUUUCACCAAUAGCACGUAUUAUAUUGUGCUUCACCACAAGCACUGAGAGCACUCACUUUGGACCUGUGAUUGUGUGUGUUUUGUACCGUGUUUAUUGUUUGCGGGACUGCAACCCUUUUUUUCAUUACUGUGCAAUACACAAUGCUGUGUAUUGCCAGCUCUUUAUUAUUUACUGGCUGGUCAUCAGACAGUUGGAUUUCUAAUCAUUAAAACCCUCAUUUCACCCGUA
Acipenser ruthenus (sterlet) is the source of this 4351-nucleotide messenger RNA. RefSeq names its product semaphorin-7A-like. Gene Ontology annotation, molecular function: chemorepellent activity; integrin binding; semaphorin receptor binding. Bases 42 to 1934 code for a protein of 630 amino acids. Lineage: Eukaryota; Metazoa; Chordata; Actinopteri; Acipenseriformes; Acipenseridae. The record is from RefSeq and is a predicted model, not a curated record. The transcript has 14 exons. Gene Ontology annotation, biological process: positive regulation of macrophage cytokine production; regulation of inflammatory response; semaphorin-plexin signaling pathway.